AUGGUUAACACUACGCAAUCAAAACUUAGUUCUAAAGAAACCGCAAAGUUGUGUGCAGAAUAUUUUUUGUGUGGAUUUAAAGAUGCUUUCGCUUGGCCUUCAAGUUUGAUCACUAUAUACGGGUAUAUCCUUUUCAAGUCUAAAGCGACGCUUUUUACCUCUUCAAACCAAAGAAACGAUGACGAUGGUAUAUAUGCACCAUUCCUAACAGAUACUAUCGUGGCAUUAACAUAUCAACUGUUUUGGGUAUAUCCAAUUUUUCUACUUAGUUUCGUGUUAAAUGCUAUGUGGUAUCAAGAAAUAGCGGAUCAUGCUUAUCAAAUACAUCAUGGGAAUCCAGUAAAUUCACAAUGGACAUAUAAUCGAGCGCUUGGACUUAUAGCUGCUGAGAUAUAUCGAGCAGUUCUAUUCAUGAAUUAUUUGUUUUUUGCUACAACAAUAUAUAUUUUACCUAUCGUUGGACCUAUUAUUUCUUUCAUAUUUUUUUGCUGGAUAUACGCUUAUUACAGUUUCGAAUACAAAUGGAUAAAUCGAGGAUGGAAGUUGGAACAACGAAUUCAAUAUUUUGAAGAAAAGUGGGCUUACUUUGCAGGAUUUGGUUUCACUUUUACAGUUUUGACUUUUUUUAUUGAUCAAUUUUUGAGCGCUGGAGUCUUCGCGCUCUUUUUUCCACUUUACAUCAUUAUGGCCAAUAAUGCGCGUCCAAUGCCAAGGCAGGAUGAACGAGCGCGAUUUUCAUCAUCGAUUCCAUAUAGGUUACCCGUGUUUUGGGUGGCAAGAAAGCUUAAUGACAAAUUAAUAACUUGUUUUUCGUAG
Messenger RNA from Funneliformis mosseae, 816 nucleotides. The record is from the annotation of a GenBank genome assembly. Lineage: Eukaryota; Fungi; Glomeromycota; Glomeromycetes; Glomerales; Glomeraceae.